CAACGCUUUUAGCCUUUGCUACUAUAACUCAAGCAUUUUCUACUGGUUCUGGAACAUGCAAUGCAGAUAAAGUAACUAUCGAAGCGGUGAACAAUACCCCUAUGGGCAGGCAGAGAGACUUGGGCUUCGAAAUUGCCAUGUCUCAAACUGAUCAUUUUUACGUUCCGAAUGGACCUGCGUUAGAAUUUUCAAUUAGUGGAACUCUAACAACUUUUAAAGGCCUCUUAUUUUAUGGCGAAGAUGUUUUAAAUAAUCAUGUUGGUCAGUGGACUAUUCCAUCUGGCUACAAAUUAAUGGCAAAUUGUCCUGGUGAUCCAAAAGGAACUCUUACUCAUAGCUCUGCUACGGAUAAACUAGUCAACACUACAUCAUUUCAGUGGAAUCCUCCAGCAAGUGAUGUAGGCCCAAUCACUAUCGUUUGUGUAAUAUGUGUUAAUACUCAAACCGGCUUCCAAAUCAUAAGAUCAUCAAAGCCAUUUGUCGUUAACGGAAGUACAUUUGUACCAACUCCAACUCCAUCCAAUGAUAAUUCUACACCCGCUGCCAAAAAUGCAGUUGCUACUAAUUCCCCUCAUACAAUUAGUAACA
This is a messenger RNA of Racocetra persica, 588 nucleotides long. Lineage: Eukaryota; Fungi; Glomeromycota; Glomeromycetes; Diversisporales; Gigasporaceae. The record is from the annotation of a GenBank genome assembly.